This is a messenger RNA of Sphaerodactylus townsendi, 1120 nucleotides long. It is a transcript of the gene AP4S1, whose product is annotated as adaptor related protein complex 4 subunit sigma 1. The transcript is spliced from 7 exons. Bases 475 to 909 code for a protein of 144 amino acids. Gene Ontology annotation, biological process: protein transport; vesicle-mediated transport. NCBI's taxonomy places the organism in Eukaryota, Metazoa, Chordata, Lepidosauria, Squamata, Sphaerodactylidae. Gene Ontology annotation, cellular component: intracellular membrane-bounded organelle. The record is from RefSeq and is a predicted model, not a curated record.
GGGAUGGGGGAACGCAGAGCAUGCUGGGAAAAGCACCCGCCUGGCUCAGGCUCCCGGAAUGUGGGGUUGUGCGCAUGCGCUUCAGUAGAUUGACAGACUCUGUCUGGAAGGAAGGCCGGAGAGUCCUAUGUCCUGUGCCAUUUUAGAAAAAAACACAAAACGGUUCUUCGGCUACGUUUCCUUCCCGUUGCGUGCUGAGAGGAAGUGAAUGGAGGACGGGCAAAGGAGGGGACUCAAGUGGCUUCUGCUUUCGGAAACUCACGUUACCUCACCCAGCCUCACCCGUGCAACGCCUCACACGCUUUCUACUCUCCAUAAAUAGCGCUUUCUUGCUUCGUACCUGCAGAAUCUGAAAUCACUCAGGGACACAAAGAAGCUUGCAUCAUUUUCCUCGCCUCCAUUUUAUCCUCACAACUAUAAGACACACAGUUUGACCACCUGACCUCAGAAAAGAUUUACAGCUAUCCAUGAAAGAUGAUCAAGUUCUUUCUUAUAGUGAACAAACAAGGCCAAACAAGGCUGUCUCGUUAUUAUGAAUAUAUGGACCUUCGUAAACGGACAAUGUUGGAAGGUGAAGUCAUCAAGCACUGUCUUUCUCGAUCAAAGGAGCAAUGUUCCUUCAUAGAGUACAAAGAUUUUAAGCUGGUAUAUAGACAAUAUGCUGCUGUUUUCAUAGUGGUUGGAAUUAAUGAAACUGAGAAUGAAAUGGCAGUAUAUGAAUUAAUUCAUAAUUUUGUGGAAGUUUUGGACAAGUAUUUCAGCAGAGUGAGUGAAUUAGAUAUAAUGUUCAAACUGGAUAGAGUACACAUUAUUUUGGAUGAAAUGGUAUUAAAUGGAUGCAUUGUGGAAACCAACAAGAGUAGAAUUCUUGCACCUCUUCUUGUCUUUGACAAAAUGGCUGAAAGUUAGAAAGAACAAACAUGAACAAUUAACUCCUGAAUAUUCCAAAGCCCAAUAUUGCUGCUAACAUUGUGAAUGAUCUACGCUGAACCUUUUUCAGACUAAAAUAUGACUGAUACCAGCAAGUGUGAAUUCCUCAUUCAUGUUCUGCUUUAAGAUAACAAAAUGUUUAAUUGUGUAACCAGUAAUUUAAUUUGGGAAAUAAAUGGAUGUUUAAGUA